GUCAAUUGUCAAAUAACUCAACAACUGCAUAAAGCUAAAUCUGAAUACCUACAUAAAUAACUUUAUUUUUUAAAUACAUCUACGAUUACAAAACACAUUUUUUUUUAAUUCAAGGUUUUGGUAUUACACAAAACGCCACGGACUAGGUCAUUGAAAGUUGGAGUAUACAAUUUCUAAUUAAACCAAUGUUUAUCCCACAUUAAAGAUGUUACGUGUACCGGUUAGAAAAAGCACAGGUUUCACACGAAUGAAGUCUACCAGUAGUAUUCGAAAUACGUUUAUAAAAUAUUUUAUCGAUAAUCAUGCCCAUAAAUUCGUGAAAUCAAGUUCAGUUGUACCGUUAUGUGACCCGACAGUUCCAUUUGUAAAUGCGGGAAUGAACCAGUUCAAAGGUGUAUUCCUUGGCACAGUUAAUGCACCAUGUCCGAGAGCUGUAAAUUCACAGAAGUGCAUAAGGGUUGGGGGCAAGCACAAUGACUUGGAUUUAGUUGGAACUGAUAGUCAUCAUCACACAUUCUUUGAGAUGUUGGGCAAUUGGUCCUUUGGUGACUACUAUAAGAAAGAGGCAUGUCAAAUGGCAUGGGAUCUGCUGCUCGGUCCCUAUCGCUUGAAGCCUGAUGAUUUGGUUGUCACAUACUUUGCCGGUGAUCCUACCAUGAAACUGAAUGAGGAUAGAGAAUGCAGAGAUAUAUGGAAGUCCCUUGGAGUGUCUCCGAGUCGUAUAAAAGGUCUUGGAGCUUCAGAUAAUUUCUGGGAGAUGGGAUUGACUGGGCCUUGCGGUCCAUGUACUGAAAUACAUGUUGUCAACCCUGACGGAAGCCUGACCGAAAUCUGGAAUUUGGUGUUUAUACAGUUUAAUAGGGAAACAGAUGGUUCAGUUACCUCUCUGUCUCGUCAUCACGUGGAUACUGGCAUGGGAUUAGAAAGAAUGGCGAAGUUGCUGCAAGGCGUACCCUCUAAUUACGACACAGAUAUUUUCAAACCUCUCAUCAAGGCGAUCGAGAAGAACAGCAAAAAUGUACCAGCUUAUAGUGGUCAGUACACGGAGAGUUCAACAUUGGACUGUGCUUACAGGCGGCUCGCUGACCACUCGAGGAUGAUCAGUGUCUGUUUAGCUGACGGUGUCUUCCCUGCCAACAGCUUAAAUGUAAAGCAAAUAAUGCGUAAAUCGUUCAAAAUAUGCUCUGAUGUCUUCAACAACCCUCACCUGCUGUCGAAUUUAUAUGAUGAAGUUGCAGCGACCUUGGGCUCUACCUAUCCAGAGCUAGUGAGCAACAAGUCGAGUGCGAAACUUAUUAUUGAGCACGAAGCCCAGGCCUAUGCGAAGAUGAGAGCUGGUCUGGUGAAGAAGUGGAAGGACCUGGUGAUGAGGUACCCCGAGGUUGAAAGCCUCAAUGAUGUCGAGACACCUGGAUUCGCUUUAGGAUAUAAGGAGUUCAAAGAGACUGUUUCAAAACUUAACACAUCUAUAAUACCCGGAGAAUUGAUAUUCAAACUUUACGAUACUCACGGCUUGCAAGAGGAACUAAUAAAUAGAAUAGCAGAAUUAAACAACAUGACCACAGACAAGGAGGGCUUCCAACAACUUCUGUCAAAGCACAAACACAGACACAAGACUGCAUUCAAAGAGCAAGCUUUAAACAAAACCAUAUUAUUCAAUGAUGCAAUCGAUCGAUUAAUUAAAAACGGAAUUAGUAGAACCAAUGAUCUUUUUAAAUAUAAUUACGAGAUCACAGACAGUAAACUUGAAUUUAAAACUUUGACAACGAAAUUAUGUGCCAUUUUGAAUGAGGACUGUCAAUGGAUUGACGUUUUAGAUACAAUCGAAAAUAGACCUUAUUAUUUGGUAACAGAAGACACGAAUUUCUAUUGCGAGGAGGGUGGUCAGAUAUCAGACUCUGGUGUUGCAAGAAUCGACGAACAUUUAUCAUUUAAAGUCGAUAGUGUUUUUAAAAUUCGAGAUUUUGUCUUCCACAAAGGCUGUUUUCUAGUUGAUAAAAAUUAUAGUGCUUGUGUUAAGUGCGGUAGUGACGUAACUUUAAUUAUAGAUGGUGAGAAAAGACUUAGGGUCAUACAAAAUCACACGGCCAUCCAUCUUUUGAAUGCAGCUAUCAGGAAAGCAUUACCAAACAGUGUUGUAAGUCAAAUUGGUUCUAAAGUGACUGACAGGGGCUUGUAUCUGAAUCUGUCAGUUUAUGGUGAGAAAUUAUCAGAAGAUGUCCUAUUGGCCGCUGAAUGUAUGAUCAGGGAAUCCAUAGAAUCGAAUGCUCGAAUAGAAACGAAAAUAUUAGACAGCGUCCAACUGGCUCUCGAAGACUCAGUGGUCACCGUUCCGGGAGAGACUUACCCGGAGACCGGACUUAGAUUGGUGAUAAUACAGGAGCCUCUGAUCUCCAAGGAAUUGUGUUGCGGUACUCACGCGCCAUCUGCCGGCGCGCUGCGGGACGUGUGCAUCACGCAGGCCAAGGGGCUCGGGACCAACGCCCCCACCGUGUACUGCGUGUCCGGGGAGGCGGCCCGGCAGGCAAGGGAGCUGUUCUGCCGUACAAAAAAAUUGGAGGAAGUGGUUGAUCUGAUGGACCCUGAGCGACUUAGAGAGGAGGUGGCGGACAUCCGGCGCGCCCUCGGGGACGUGUGCGGGGACCGCGGCGCUCCCCGCGGCGAGCUGGCGCGCUGCCUGACCGCUCUGCGCCGCGCCGCCGCCCGCCCCGCGCCGCACCCCGAGCCGCACCCCGCGCCCGCCCUGCAGGCCAUCGCUGAGGCGGAGAUCCGUGAAGCGAUCCAAGAGGCUGUUGAUGGCGGUCGUAGGUUCGUGGUGCAGUUUGUGCGGUGCUCCUACCUCAUGCAGGACUCCGGGCUGGCGUGCGCGCUGCGGUCCGGGGGCGCCCUGCCCGCCCUGCUGCUGGGCUGCGCGGGGGGCGUCAUCCACGCGCAGGCGCACGUGCCCAAGGAUCUAGUGACACAGUCCUUCACGGCGGAGCGCUGGUUGGGCUGCAUCCUCCCCGUGUUCAGAGCCGCCGCGCAGCCCCCCGCCUGCGGAGACUCCGCCCUCACGCGAGCUGCGAUGACUCCCACCAAGGUGAGCCUGAUCGACUGUGAGGAUCUAGUGCAGGACGCCAUGCGGGCCGCCAUCAGGUUCGCGCAGGCGCACGCGCACGCGCCCCGCCGCCCCGCCGACAAGAACAGGCAACACAAUUAGAUAUCGUUACACUUCUCCUUUUUUAAGGGAUUUUUAGCCCUGGUAACUAAGACCUUUAGGUCAAGUCAUAUUUUAAUUAAUGUUCUUAUUUUUAUGAAAAAAGAUAAUAAUAUGUAUAAUUUGAGACAUUAAUCAACUGAAAUGAAAUUAAAUAAAUGAGAUGAGACGAAAUAUAAUCUCAGUAAAAGGGUGAUCAUUUACCGAGAUUUUUUCAGUGGACUUUUUGGGAGGAUCCCGAGAAGUUACGUCCAGCGGCUUUGUUUCAUUUUCCCACGUUUGUGCACUUUCACAAAUAUUAAACAGUUAAUAAACCACCGUUAUUACACAUUUAAACCCGAAGAAACACUAAAUAGACAAAAUAAAACAAAUCACACAACUUCACUACUCGCGUUCCCACCAAAAAGUCCAAAUAAAAAAUGAUAUUUGAGUCUUGCACAGAGUAUAUAAAAAUGUAGGCUAAAAUAUCUGUUUGAAUAAAACCAAUAAUGACGUUUCGUCGUGACUACGUCAGCUAGCCUAUUGACGUUUGAGGACAAACAACGGUCAAAGAUAUUUGAUUUAGAAUAUCGGUAAUUAAAGAUUAUUUGUCAUUAUAAAUUGAUUUUUUUAUACAUAUUCCUCGAAAUGGUUUUUCAAUAAUAAUAGAAAAAUACCCUUUGGAGAUAAAUGAAAACAGAAAAACUAAACUUUUAUAAUCUGUAUUUAAAUUAAUACAUUUUUUAAAUACGAUAUUAUCAAGCUUCGCUUUAAAACUCUAGUCACCCACUUUUAGUUGUAAAACUGAUAAACUAGCAACACCGGAAAAGAGAAGCGAGGUAUCACAAAUAUAUCAUGUUAAGACCUAUAGACCUAAGAAGUACCAUCUUAGUGUAUUAAAAAUUGUCCGCUGGAAUGUAGCUAAUUAAGUUGCCGCCAUAGCAGCAAGUGGAAGGAUUUUAAAAAUAAGCGCCAUAAACUAGCACACUUAGCUUCAAUCCAGCACACUUCGUUCUGUUUAUAAAUGCUAUAUUCAUUUCCCUUCUGGCUGAGCCCUUGCUCGCCCAUAAAAUGUAUGAAAAAGUCUUGUCUACCCUCCAUAACAUGUAUGAACAAAAGUCUUUUCUACCCUCCAUAAAAUCAUGAAAAAAAGUGUUUGUAGAGUAGUAUCCCCUCUCGGUUUCAGCAGUCACUCGUUCCGGUUUGAAGAGUGGAAUAAUCGUUGUACAACAAGGAUGAGCAACACGCAACAACAAAAUUGAAUGAAAUACAUUCAAUUUUAGGAAUGCUUGACGGACGGUGAAGUCGAUAAAAUAUAUCGACUUUUCAAUUCCUUUUUCCGUUCUUUUUUUGUUUGUUUUUAUCUUGCAUUAAAAUUUGUAUAUGAAAUCUUUUUUUUUUUGUUUUUUUUUUAUUCUAAUAUUUAUUAUAAAUAAAGUUUCGUAAAUGAUUAAUAAGAGUCAAUAUAUGAGCGGUCCAACAAAAAAUUUUUUUUUUAAAUUUGCCCUUUUAUUAAAAAGGUUGAUCACCCCUGUUGUACAACAUAGUUGAAGAUUCGACCGCGUGUCUCAAGCUAGGUGGGGUCAUUUCAAACACUCGAUAACUAGCAUAAUUAUGAAAAACUGAGGUUGGAGGGGGAGGAUUGGUUGAUUUGAAUAUACUGCUUACUUAUCUUAUGCUGUACUUAUCGACAGUCAGCUGUCUUUUUACAAAUUUAUUAUAAAUUUAUUAAAUAUUAAAGAUGAUUGUAUUGUUUUUAUGUAAAUGUUUGUUAAUAAAAUCAGCUGAAUUUUGCAAAUACUAAAAAA
Molecule: messenger RNA, 4983 nt
Organism: Bombyx mori (domestic silkworm)
Lineage: Eukaryota; Metazoa; Arthropoda; Insecta; Lepidoptera; Bombycidae
Gene: AlaRS-m
Product: alanine--tRNA ligase, mitochondrial
Exons: 14
Coding region: 206-3199 (997 amino acids)
Biological process (GO): alanyl-tRNA aminoacylation
Cellular component (GO): cytoplasm; mitochondrion
Molecular function (GO): ATP binding; alanine-tRNA ligase activity; nucleic acid binding
Source: RefSeq, a predicted model, not a curated record